AUGAUCUCAUCCAACGACAAGAUGACACUGAAGGACAACAAAGAGAUCGCCAGCUUUCUGGUCACCAAACACUCCUGGAAGGGAAAGUAUGCCAUCACUGGUCCCAAGAGGUAUAAAAGAGUGCUAACCAUCGGAACAGUUGGCAUAUCGACGCAUAACCUGUCAUCGAUGGAGUGCACCAACUCGUGGCCGUACACCGAAGUGGUGAACGUGUGGCCAAUCAUACCGAAGAGCCAGUUGUCUCCGUCGGGCACCGGACCCACUUUGACCACUGGAGGCAAUGAACUCUUUAACCUAACGUUUCGCAGACGCAAAACAGAGUCAAUGAAGUUCUCCUCCGAAUACCGAAGUGAUAUCAUAUCAACAGCUCUUCAGUUUCGGCACAAGUUUGUCGAUCCAAACUAUCCGACCAUCGGAUCCAUGACAAGCGAGUCGACCAAAUUUAAUUGUCAUAAACACCACUGGUCUGACCGUAAGCUCGGCGUCACUCUGGAGGUGGGCCUCUAUUGUGUCCAUCAAAUCGAUACAAUCAGUCAACGAGUGAUCGCCAGUUAUUUCUACAAAGAUAUCGAAAACUUGAUAACAGUGUCCGACUAUUCGGGCGGGUUUUGCAUCUCUUACGGCACUUCAAAACGUCUUCAUGUGUUUGAUUGCGACCAAAGGGACGAACUGUUGCGGAGGAUCUGCGACAUCGCCUGGAAUUGUGUGGGAGUUGUGCUUCGGGUGAAGAAGGAGUCCAUUAGUUUAGACCAAAUUCAAAGCCAACGCUUUGGCCGAUACAGUGACGACGACUCCAUCACAUCGUUGUUUGAGUUCAACGUCCAUAAGAUUAGUGCCCGACACCAGUCGGAGCCAAUCAAACGCAUUCUGUGUUUGACGGACACAUGUUUAGUGGAAAGGGAUCCCAAUUCUUAUCUUAUCGUAACGUUAAGACCGUUGAGUGAUGUCUUUGCUUUGAUCAGAGAGACGGCAAAUCCGCAAAUGUUUUCCAUUGAAUACAUUAAUGGAGACAUUCGUAGCUAUAGCUCGACAGAUAGGGAUGCGUUUCUGGCCUCCAUUAUGGACGGCGUCCGCGCGUCCGGUAAUAUCGACGUUCACGUGAAGAUGAAUCACAGCCAAAGAGCCCAUCGAUUGACUCCAUAUUACGCACGAGUGGACGAAGAGGUGGAGAGCCAGCACUUGAAGUUUCUCCAAACGCCUCCCAGUCAUUGGACAUUCAAUGAGGCGAUCAUCCGAUUCAACGCCAACUGUUCCUAUAGUGGACUCACACAUAGUGUCACUCAAGACGGACUCUUUGCCGAGAAUAAGGAGAAAAUGAUUUUUAACGCUUUGGCCGCUUUUGCCGACAGAGAUGGCGAACAUAACGAGACCAGUGAUCAACACUUAGAGCAACAGUUUCAGACACUUCGACGAUUGGUUGCCUCAAAAGCUGGCUUUUCGUCGUUUACGGCAAAUCCGAGAUUCAGAGAGUGUUUGGGACUAAAAGUGGUCCGAAGUCUGAAGCAAAAUAACGAUAAUGUGAUUCAUUCAGCUAUUGAUAUGCUGUGCGCUCUGAUGCAGCCGAUGCACGACGACUACGAUUUACGUCAGGAACAGCUAAACAAGAGUUCUCUCCUGUCGUCGAAGAGCUUUCUGGAGAGCCUUCUGGACGUAAUGAAGCUUCACGUGGAUAGAGGCACCGGCGCUCUCGUCGUCUCAUCGAUGCUCGACUUCUUGACGUUUUCGUUGUGCGCGCCGUAUAGCGAGACCACAGAUGGCGGACACUUUGACACACUGUUGGAAAUGGUUGCCGCUUACGGACGACCCAUAUUCCGACUCUUCCAACACCCGUCGCUGGCGAUAGUGAAAGGCGCGGGACUCGUGAUGAAGGCUCUCAUCGAAGAGGGAUCGCCUGAGAUAUCGGCCAAAAUGCAAGAGUUGGCUCUCGCAGAGGGAGCGCUCCUCCGACACGUUCACAUCGCUCUCUACUCGUUCUCAGCCGACGGCCGUUUCCUUCCCGUCCAACAGUUGUCCCGUCAUUUGGUGAGCCUUUGGACGACAGACAAUGAGGUGGCGUCGGCACUGCUUCGGCGAGUGAUUCCAAUCGGACUUUUGAAUUACUUGGACUCAACCGAAAAGCCACCCAAAGAUGCCAUUAAUAGCCUUUUAGUUAGAGAUAAUCUAAAGUUAGCACAAAAUCAUUCGCUCAAAAACACGAGCCGUUUGGACGCCAUUAGAGAUAUUCAUUCGUCGGUUCGCGUAAUCGAAAGACAUUUGGAGAAUGUUUUUCAACACUGGAGACAAAGAAUAGGAAUUUCUAAGAAAGAGGACCCGAAAGCACUCAUACGACCAGUUGUUUUGAGGAAACGACGGGAACGGGUGAAGCCGACCGCCAAUUGGAAUCUAUUGUACUAUCAGUUCCUCAAAGAUCACUCCAAACCUGAUCUCAUCUGGAAUUAUAAGACACGGGAAGAGUUGCGCGAUUCGCUGGAAAAUGAAAUGCGAAUAUUUAUGUCCGACAAAGAGUUGUGCGGAAAUCAGUCCAUCUCUUGGAAUCAUAACGAGUUUGAAGUCCAAUACCAGUCUCUCAACGAAGAGAUUAAAAUUGGUUUCUAUUAUCUGAGAUUACUUCUAGAGGAAGAUAGUGCCAGCGGUGAGUCUAAUCUAACGGACAGACUCUUUAUUAAGAAUCCCACUGAAUUCUUCAGCGACCUCUACCACCGAUUCUUGUUGACCACAAAGUCGGCGAUGAAGGGGUGUUGUCUUCAGGCGAUGUCUAUUGUUUAUUGUGCUUAUAGUGAAGAAAUCGGUGCCUUUAAUGACACGAAAUUUAUUGUUUCGAUGUUAGAGAGAACUUCUGAUAAAACAGAAAGGGAUCGACUCUUGAUCUUCAUCUCAAAACUCAUUGUCAAUCAGCGAAACGCCAAAGAGUUCAUCGAUUCUGGAGGCGUUCGCGUAUUGAUUGAUUUGCUCACAUUAGCACAUCUCCAUCUCAACAGAGCCACAGUUCCCACACAAACCAAUGUCAUCGAAGCGUCGCCUGAAAUCAUGGCAAUGGGCUCUUCGGAGAAGGAGUGGUAUAUCGGAGACGCGGAGCGGGAAAAGAAAGGUCCCUUCAGUUUCAUUGAACUCAAAGAACUCUGGGCUAAGAACACAGUGAUUAGUCCGAAGACAAAGUGUUGGGCGCAGGGACUCGAGGGCUGGAAACCAUUGAUACACAUUCCGCAACUCAAAUGGACACUAAUUGCGGCCAAUAAUCCGCUUUUAAACGAAAGCGAACUUUCAGUACUUAUAUUAAACAUUUUGAUCAAAAUUUGCGAAUUAUAUCCGAGUCGUGAUUCAGACAACGCUAUCGUCAGACCUCUGCCUAAAGUGAAACGAAUUUUGUCCGAAUCAACAGUUUUGCCACAUAUUGUCCAACUGUUGCUAACAUUUGACCCGACGAUUGUCGAGAGAGUGGCCACACUCUUAUCACUUGUAAUGCAAGACAAUCCACUGUUGCCGCGUCUUUACCAAACGGGUCUGUUUUACUUCAUUCUGAUGUACACGGGAUCUAAUUUGUUGCCAAUCGGUCGACUCCUUCACAUCAGUCACAGCGUACAGGCGUUCAAAGCUGAAGACGCGGCCGCAAACGCGUCGAUACUUCAGCGAAGCGUUUUGGGUCAGCUGUUGCCCGAAGCCAUGAUCUGUUAUCUGGAGAAUUACGGACCCGAAAAGUUUGCGCAAAUAUUUUUGGGUGAAUUCGAUACUCCAGAAGCCAUUUGGAGUACAGAAAUGAGACGACUCAUGAUCGAGAAGAUCGCCGCACAUAUCGCCGACUUUAGUCCCCGUCUCCGGUCCAACACCAGAGCCUUAUAUCAAUACUUACCGAUACCUCCCAUUCAAUACCCACAGCUCGAGUACGAGCUCUUCUGUAAUAUAUAUUAUUUGAAAAACUUAUGUGAUAUCAAUCGGUUCCCCGAGUGGACCAUCAAAGACCCGGUGCAGCUCUUGCGCGAUGUGCUCGACCUCUGGAAAGUGGAGAUCGAGAAGAAGCCCAACUCUAUGUCCAUCGAAGACGCGUACGAAGUGUUGGGUUUGGGCCGCAAUUUCAAUGACGGACAGGUCGGCGGCGAUAACGGCGAGAAUGCCAUACGAAAGGCAUACUUCAAACUCGCCCAACAGUUCCAUCCGGACAAGAAUCCCGACGGUAGGGAUCGGUUCGAAGAAGUGAACAAAGCCUAUGAGUUUUUGUGCAGCAAAAGCGCCCGCAAUAAGUGCAACGGACCCGACCCUCAAAACAUAACACUCAUACUGAAAGCCCAAAGUAUUCUCUUCAGCCGUUAUUCAGAACCAUUACAUCCGUAUAAAUACUCCGGUUAUCCGAUGCUAAUCAAGACAUUGAAAUUGGAGACAUACGACGAGCAGCUCUUCUCGAAGCCCUAUCCGCUGUUGCCGUACGCCUGCGAAACCGCCUUUUAUACCGUCAACUGUUCCGCACUCAACGCCGAAGAGCUUCGUCGCGACGGCGGACUUGAGAUACUGCGCGACGGUUUCACUCGAUGUGUGUCCGUAUUGUCCGCGUCCUCGAAGUUGACCGACGUUUCGGUGGAGGUUUGCGUACAUAUCGUCCGGUGCUUUACUGUGAGCGCGUCGUUCCCCACGUGUCGCCAACGCCUGUCCGAAAUGCCGUCAGUGGCCAGAGAUAUCUGUCGUAUUCUUUAUUACAAAAACCUGACAAAAGUGUGUUUAGUGGCCGUCGACUGUGUGGCCGCCUUCUCAGCCGACCCUAACCUUCAGCUCCAACUCUUCAAAUCUGGUGCUCUCUUCAGUUUACUAUUAUUUCUAUUCAAAUACGACUUUACAUUAGAAGAGGGAGGCGUGGAGUCGAGCGAAGAGUCCAAUCAACAAGAAGUGGCCAAUCAAUUGGCGAAAUCGAGUUUAAUGGCUUCCGCCAGAAUUGCCGAAGACUUGUCUUCUAAAUCCGAUUCUCUUGACUCACAAUUAUAUCCAUUGAUACGCCGCUCAACGCUCUGUCUGUUAACACCGUAUUUGGUCCGACAGUUGGGUCUUACGAGUACUACAGAUGUAUUAAAAACAUUAAACAGUAAUAUCGAGAAUCCAUACCUCAUUUGGGAUAACUCUACGAGAGCUGAACUGACGGACUAUUUGGAGACUCAGGAAAGAGAGACAAUGAGAAGCGGCGAAUGUCCCGACACUUCAUACGGCUCUACAUUUGAGUUCUCGAGCCAUAAGGAAGAGCUAAUUGUCGGCGAAAUAUUUGUCCGCAUUUAUAACGAACAGCCAAUGUUUCCAUUAGAAAACGCCAAAGGAUUCACCAUUGAUUUGAUUGACUACUUGGGCUCUCAGGCCCAAUACCUUCAGUCGGCGCUCAAUCUGGUCUCGAACUCCACCGGAAGCGUAAACAGCGAUCGCAUGAAAAACAUUAAGAUGUGUUUAUUAGCGCUCAAUAACGUAAUCGUUCACAACAAUGGCGUUGAGAUGCAAUGCAUCGGACACUUCAAACUGCUCUUUAGUUUAUUACGUUUGGAUCAAAUGUCAGACUUGCAGACACUGGCCGUCAAUGUAAUCGCUAGUGUUUCAGGUAAUCAAGAGUGCGUUCAGGACAUCGCCUCCAGCGAAGUAUUGGUCUAUUUAUUAAUGGUUUUGCGGCCGACUUCACAACAAACCGAUGAUUUCAAUAAACAAUUGGCAGUUUUGACAGCACUUACGCCUCUUAUGUUUAACACUCGACUAAUCAAAGAGGCGUUAAGUAAGGGAGCGAUCCUUUAUCUGUUGACGCUAUACACGAGUUCCGCUAAUUUUGAAGUGCGAGAAAAGUCGGCCGAACUGUUGUCCAAAAUGACGAGCGAUAAGUUGAAUGGACCGCGAAUUAAGUUAGUUUUGUCCAAAUUCUUGCCCUUACUAUUCAUCGACGCCAUGAAAGACUCGCCACAAACCGCUGCCAAUUUGUUUGACGGAACCCAAGAGAAUCCGGAACUCAUAUGGAAUGAUUCGGCGCGCGAUUCUGUUUGCCAAACGCUGACCAAAAUGUGUGAACAACUGUAUAACGAACAGAUCGGUAACCCAUCCGCUGUAUGGAAGAUACCCAACGACUUUGAGCUUAAAUUGCCCGUUGGUUUCGGCGAAUAUGUGAUCGCAGGCGUAUAUCUGCGGCUAUACGUCCAGAACCCGAGUUGGGUCGUCAGGAAACCCAAAGAGUUUCUGACGGAACUGUUGGACAGCGCGAAGAUACUCAUGGAAAAGGAAGAACAAACCCAGGUCGAGAAGUUAGAUCUGGUAACGCAUGCCAUUACGUGUCUAUUACAGGCACAGUCAGCUCUGUUAGACUCGGUUCCAGCCAUGGGUCACAUCCAGGCAUUUGUCAAUAGCCUGUCCAACAAACGCCACGAAGCGAUUCCUCGAAGUUGUCUCCAAAUUCUUCGACAGUUCGCCGAAAACCGGACGUGUAUUGAAACGAUGAUUGGCUGUAAAUACCUAUUGACUCAAGUAUUCUUCGUUAUCAAGACUUACGAAUCGCUGACAGACAUUGCGUGCGAGUUAUUGAGUAAACUCUUUCAAAUCGAUACCAUCGAUGAAUUGGUCGGUCAGGCGAUUAAGACUGAACUAAUCCAUCAUCUGUUGAAACUGUUGGACUCAAAUCAAAUUCAAUACACGACUUCAACCAAAGCACAAGUCGUUCAAAUACUGAAGCAUAUGCUUAAGAGCGGUGCUUAUGGACAGCAAGUGAGCGAACUUUUAGACAAAUCAAUGGUUUGGUCCGAAUAUAGGGACCAAAAGCACGACUUAUUCAUUACGAGCUCUCAAUUCUCUGGAUAUCUAACCGGUCCGACAGUACAAACGGCCGGUUACCUGACACAGGGCUCAUCAGUGAACUCAAUGCCAUCCUCUCCGCCACCCCUUUAAAUGAAUUUCACAACUAUUUGUAAUAAUUUUUAUAAUUCUCUGAAACAAAACACUGUAUUUUACGGUCAAUUGUGGCCAAAAAACGGAACGAAUGUGUAAUAACUAUAAUUAACUAUAAUUCUCUCC
Medioppia subpectinata is the source of this 7011-nucleotide messenger RNA. The record is from the annotation of a GenBank genome assembly. NCBI's taxonomy places the organism in Eukaryota, Metazoa, Arthropoda, Arachnida, Sarcoptiformes, Oppiidae.